This is a messenger RNA of Vitrella brassicaformis, 1189 nucleotides long. The record is from the annotation of a GenBank genome assembly. Lineage: Eukaryota; Vitrellaceae.
ACAGGACGGACGUCAUUCAAGUAAUGUCGGUCAACAAGCCACCAUGCACCCAUCUGAGCACAACAGCGAAUACCAUGGAGAGACGUGUGAGAGAAGAAGACAGAGCAACGCACCAUCCACACGAAAGUAUGCCUCGACUUUUGUCACGAGGCGGUCGGCGCGUGAGAGACACGACGUGAGUGUUGUGAGACUCCCCGUGGGUAGCUGACGCCCUUCUUGGUGUUGCGCAACCUCGUCAGCCGCCGAUCCACGCGAGCCAAAUACUCUACACCACACACACAUACGCACAUACACACAUACACACGUGUGUCAUGGAGAGCUCCUCCCCUUUUGAUUGCCACUUCUGACUCUGAAUGACCUGAGAAAGUGAUUCUUUUCUCCUGUCCGUCGGGCCCCUUGUCCUCCUCGCCAAAGAUGGCAUGAAUCUCCUGCAGACAGACAGACAGACAGACAGAAAGCCAGAAGGACAGAGACGUAAAGAGGCAGAAGGUUGACCGUCCAGUCUCUGUCUGUCUGCAGGAUGCCACCGUCCGUUCCUGACCUGGUCGAGGAGCUCUCGUCCAUAGCGGACGAAUAGGAUCUGCAGCGUCUGCUCGACGUUGAUCCGGCCCUCGAAGUGCUUAUCGUACAUCAGAAACUGAACCAAGUGGAACAGCUUCCUCGGCUCAAGACCUAGAGACAGGCACCACCCACCCAGCCAGCCAGUCAGCCACAACGCAUAUGUGUGAUGGUUGUCUCAGAGAGAGAGAAGGGAGGGAGAGAGACGGCGUCGACCUGCCUACCUGUUUUGUCGUUGAUGCAUCUUUGGUACAUGAUAAGGAACUCCUCCCAGCUGAUGGAAUGGUCGAGGUCGUCAUCCACCUCCCACACCAUCAACUCUAUCUCCCUCUGCACGCACACACACACCCAAAGCCAUCGUGGGGCUCCCACUCUCUCUUUGAUUCGUCAGGCGCCGACCUUGUGCAUGGGCGCCCCCAGUUUGUUGAGGACGUCAGCGAGUUCCUGCCAACUCAGCUUGCCGUCCCUGUCGGCGUCGAUGAUGGCAAACACCCUCUUGAGGGCCUCGUACUCGACCAGCGAUAUCUGCUCCUCCUGUUGACCUUCACUCAUACUCAGAGGCUGCGGCAGCCCCUGAGGACCCGCACGCUGGGUAGAAAGAGCCGAAGAUGCCGUCGGACCUGCCAUCGCC